Nezara viridula (southern green stink bug) is the source of this 546-nucleotide messenger RNA. Lineage: Eukaryota; Metazoa; Arthropoda; Insecta; Hemiptera; Pentatomidae. The record is from the annotation of a GenBank genome assembly.
AUGGGCAAGAUUGCUCGAGCUGUUAUUUGUGGUUAUAAAGGAGUUGGAAAAACAGCUAUAUUGGAACAAGUUAUCUAUGGAAAUUUAACUAAAGAAACAUUCCUCCAAACGACUAUUGAAGACAUUUAUAUUGCGAGUAUUGAGACUGAUAAAGGGACAAAAGAAAAAAUUCGUAUCUAUGACACAGGUAUGGAUUUAUACAUGAACACUAAUCUAUUCAACUUGGAUGGAUAUAUAUUUGUGUUUGAUCCCUCCAAACCUGAAAGUCUUGAUUGGAUCAUCAAUGCCAAGAAGGAUAUUGAAAGAAUGAGGGAAAGGAAAGAGAUAAUAGUCAUUGUGAUCUCUAAUCAUUUUACUCCAUCUCCGGAUCAUGGAGUAGUUUCUAAAGCUCAGGCAUGGGCAAUGCGAGAGAAGUUGCGUAUAUAUGAUGUAUCUGCUCUAGAAAGAAGUUCCCUUUAUGAACCAUUUGUUCACCUAGCGUCACGAAUGAAUGUUCAGCCUAAUAAGUCAACCUUUCCUCAAUUAUCUAUGAGAAAAAAAGAAUGA